AUGCCACCCGCUACACGUCGCCGCCACCAGCCGCAGCCUGAGCCCGAGCAAACCCUCGAUCCGCCUUCCGACCUCGAUGAUGUAAGCCAUGAUGGUCCUACAGGCGGCUAUAUGGAGUCCGUUAUGGCCGACAUAUACGCAGAGGCCGAGGACGACGAAGACGAGGGCCCACCAGAGUCUCCGACUGAGCCGAGCACGCCACCACUGCCACCAAAUCUGAAGGAGAUAUCAUCACUCGCGUCAUGGACUGUCUCAAGCAGUAAGCCCGGCUGUGGCGUGCCCCAGCUGCGAUCCCCCUCGACCUCACUAUUCUGGCAAUCCGAUGGCCCCCAGCCGCACUACCUCAACAUUCACUUUUUCAAGGUCGUAGAAAUCGUGGCCAUGCGCAUCUAUCUCGACUUCGACCAAGAUGAGAGUUACACGCCCACCAAGAUCGCUUUCCUAGCUGGCAUGGGCGAGAUGGAUCUGCAGGAAUGGGGCGUCAUGUCCUUUGUCGAACCCCGGGGCUGGGUCAAUGUCGACUUCGAAGGCGUUGGAGCCGUCGGUGGGUCUGAUGAUGAUGUCUCGGGCUCCGACGAUGAGCUCGGUGAUGACGAGGAUGAAUUUGAGAUAGGGCGCAGGAGGAAGAAGCUGCCAGUACUUCGAGCGAUGCUUGUCCAGGUAAAGAUUCUCGAGAACCACCAGAACGGGAAAGAUACGCAUCUGCGUGGGUUGCAAAUAUUUGCAAGAGAUAAAGCGUUCAAAGAAAGACGAGCCAACUCUACCGGGGUGCCUGCAGGCACUGGAACGAGAGUCGGAGCUGCGGCGAGCAAAAGAAAAAGGAUCAGGGACAUGCCGGAGCCGGACUUCGGCAUAGUGGAGUUGAGAUAG
Messenger RNA from Diplodia corticola, 870 nucleotides. RefSeq names its product anaphase promoting complex subunit 10. Bases 1 to 870 code for a protein of 289 amino acids. Gene Ontology annotation, biological process: protein K11-linked ubiquitination; anaphase-promoting complex-dependent catabolic process. The record is from RefSeq and is a predicted model, not a curated record. The transcript has 2 exons. Gene Ontology annotation, cellular component: anaphase-promoting complex. Lineage: Eukaryota; Fungi; Ascomycota; Dothideomycetes; Botryosphaeriales; Botryosphaeriaceae.